UCUACUACAACGCAUAGUCUGCAACGCUGCUCGGUUCGGUAUAUACACGGUUCGAAAGGCAGCCAUAAGCAAAAGUGAUUUUUCUGUAGAGCCACACGAAUGUAAAGUUGUGUAGUUUUCGUUACAUUUAAUCAUAUUAGUUAAAUUUUCUUCCGUAAACAAAAACCAAAUUUCAAUGUUUAUGAUCGGAAUAGCGGUGCUGUUUGGUGAAUAGCCCAAAAGUGACGUUGUGGCAGCAGUUGUCGAUAAUUCGCGUAAAGAACCGCUCCCAAUUUGCUGUCUGGUCGAGAAGUGAAAUUCUUUCGCGUACCGUUUUGUAUGUAUAUUGUAGUGCGGGAAAAAAACGACAAUGGAAUUUAGCAUUUCGCUAGUUACAUCGCAAGGUGCUUGAUUUUUACGAGAUGGAUGUGGAAACGUUCCCUAAUUCACCGAGGAAGUUGUGAUGGCAAUGCGAACAGAUUAGCGUUUUUCAGCAAACUUCGGAUGACCCCGUUUAAAUAGUAACAAAGAAUCCACACCACAUCCCCUUCCAUGAAUUUUUAAAUUCAUCCCCGGGAGAAGAACACACUUCCAUAUCCUUGUUCCUUUCCCGUUCGAUCUUCGAAUAAAUUUUCGCUAGUGUUAAUUCGAUUCUAUCCGCUAACCCAAACCCCGCGAGAAAGGAAAGAUUCACCGCGUCGGAAGCGUCGUUGUGAAAACAAGCGCUGAAGAAAAGAAAGUUCAGCGAUUCAGUGUAAGCAAAUCCAGCUAGCGAAAGGCAGGCAGACGGAGAGCAAUUUGUGGUUUGUUGUGCGCUGUUCUAUUUUCCGCCUCGUUGGCACAUACGAGAAGCAGAAAGAAAGCUGGAAAUAAAGGUGGCUCUCGUGGACGAGUAGGUGGACCCGUCCGCGGAUCUACAGAACGAACAAAUCAUCACAAUCAGAGAAACACUGGAAUCUCUUUACGGAAUCUCUCUGAUCCAAGUCGGAACGACGACAGCCAAUCCCAGAAUCCCAGAACCUACUACCAGUCUAAUCAUUUACAUUUAUGAGUUAAAGUGUAUAACCUUUUACGAUACACUAUACCUACAAUAACGCAAGAGCAUUAACCAUGGCUGGACCAGAAAUCACCUUCAUCUUCCAAUUCGGUAAUCUGCGGGACAUUGUAACCGUGUCCAGUCAGGCGCUGACAUUGAAAAAGCUCAAGGAUCUAGCCUGUGAUUUUAUCAAUACUAAGAUACCAGAGAACGGUCUGAACCGCCUUCCAGAUCGUUUGCUACUGUUUCGACAUGACUACAGCUCACCCAACGUGCUCCAGAUGAUUAAUUCCGCUUCCGAGAUUGUGGACGAAACGCUCGUUGAGGUCGUGCUCACCGCCAACCCUGUCAGCGCUCCGGGGGUGGACGAUAUUCCUCUCGUGCGGCCACAUGCCCUCGCCGUGCACUCGUACAAAGCACCCACAUUUUGCGAUUUUUGCGGUGAGAUGCUGUUCGGUCUGGUUCGCCAAGGCCUCAAGUGUGAGGGAUGUGGCCAAAACUACCACAAGCGCUGUGUCAUCAAAGUGCCAAAUAACUGCAGCCGGGUGGAGCACACCGGUGCACUGUUGAACGUCGGCGGCAAUCGGCGUACGUCGGGAUCGCUGCAACCACCACGAAGUCCGUCUGCUGGAUCGAGCAGCUCGCUGAUGUCCGAUGACCAAGCCACCAGCGGAUCCGGCUCACUGCUGCUCAACGUAUCGAGCACCGGUUCCCAGGGUGCUGCCACGGGAAGCAUUCGUCAGAAUCGAUCUCCGUCGCUGGGCAGCCGCAGCGGUGCCGUCGGUAACAUAAGGAUACCUCAUAGUUUCUCCAUUCACACCUACACCCGUCCCACGGUUUGUCAGUAUUGUAAAAAGCUACUGCGGGGUUUGUUCAAGCAGGGCGUCCAGUGUCGGGACUGUCACUACAAUGCGCACAAGAAAUGUGUCGAGUUGGUGCCAAAAGAUUGCACAGGGGAAAAUACCCAGCCGGUGGAUCCACACGACGACCGAUGUUUGGUCGGCGAUCGGGGAAUGGUUUACAAAGAGGACCCCGGUGAUGAGAGCGACGUCGACGAGAGUACCUGCACUGGUGCAGUAAACAAUAACAAUAAUAGCAGUCAGCAGAAUCGGAACGUGAAUUUGAUCAACAGUGGACCACCGGUUAAAAUCAAUGGUCUCAUCUCGAACCUUCACGACGAUGAAUCGGCCGAAUGUGGGAAUCGUUUAGAAGUGAUCUGUGAACAAUCGCGGCAAUCAAGCGAUUCUUCGUCUUCCCCCAGUGCCAACAUACCACUGAUGAGAAUAGUUCAGUCAGUCAAACACACAAAAAGGCGCGAUGGUCGUGCCGUUAAGGAAGGUUGGUUGGUACAUUUUACCAACAAGGACAAAUCAGUAAAACGACACUACUGGCGAUUGGAUUCGAAGGCCAUCACGCUGUUUGUGUCAGACCAGGGCACCAAAUACUAUCGAGAAAUUCCAUUGAACGAAAUUCUAACAGUCGAUCCGGCGAGAAAUAUGCAGGGCGAGGUACUUCAUUGCUUCGAGAUUCGAACCGCCAACGUGGAUUAUUUUGUCGGGCAGGACCCGCUGUAUAAUCUCAAGGAAGGUGAUCCAAUGUUAUCGCUUCCGCCGCCUGACAGCGGAGUCGGAGCGUAUCUGGCGAAAAGUUGGGAAACUGCCAUCAAACAAGCGCUAAUGCCUGUGACAAGUACAAGAUCUGAAUCGAACAGUGGUGAACCGGAAGAGAAAGUUACGGAUAUGAGUCAAUUGUAUCAAAUAUUCCCCGACGAGGUGCUCGGUUCGGGUCAGUUUGGCAUCGUGUACGGUGGGCUUCAUCGGAAAACGCACCGCACGGUGGCUAUCAAAGUGAUCGAUAAGCUACGGUUCCCAACCAAGCAGGAAGCUCAGCUGAAAAACGAGGUCGCUAUCCUACAGAACCUAUCACAUGCCGGCGUUGUCAACCUGGAGCGAAUGUUCGAAACGCCAGAAAGAAUUUUUGUCGUAAUGGAAAAACUAAAAGGUGACAUGCUUGAAAUGAUUCUAUCGCAUCAGAACGGACGGUUGAGCGAAAGAGUCACCAAGUUUCUGAUCACGCAGAUCCUCGUUGCCCUUAAAUACUUGCACAGCAGAAACAUUGUACAUUGUGACUUGAAACCGGAGAAUGUGCUCCUUUCCUCCGAUAACGAGUUUCCUCAAGUGAAACUUUGCGACUUUGGCUUUGCUCGCAUUAUCGGUGAAAAGUCAUUCAGACGUUCGGUUGUUGGGACACCUGCAUAUUUAGCACCUGAAGUCCUCCGAAACAAAGGCUACAAUCGUUCGUUGGACAUGUGGAGCGUCGGAGUCAUCAUCUACGUGAGCUUGAGUGGCACAUUUCCGUUUAAUGAGGACGAAGAUAUCAACGAUCAGAUUCAAAACGCUGCCUUCAUGUAUCCGCCAAACCCGUGGAAGGAAAUUUCAUCUGACGCAAUCGAUCUCAUCAACAAUCUGCUUCAGGUAAAGCAACGGAAACGGUUCACCGUCGACAAAAGCCUGCUGCACUGUUGGCUACAAGAUCUGCAAACCUGGAACGACCUGAGGGCACUGGAGGUUCAGGUGGGUCUACGGUAUCUGACACACGAGUCGGACGAUGCACGCUGGGGUACGUCGCUGGUUGGCGGUGGCAUCCCUUGACCGGAAACGGUAGAAGCCUCGAACGGUGGCACUGCAAUUGCCGGCAAUUGCGGUGGCAGCAGCAGUAGCAACAGCACCUGCAGCAAUCAACCCUCGCCCAAGAUGAACGAUUUGCGCGGUAAAGCGUUCAAAUGGGUCCGGGGACGCCUGUGCCGGCUAAUUAAGGCCUAGGAAAUACCACCAGUAGAAUGUAGGUAUAUGGAUUUGCUUACACAAAAAGAGUGAGAUUCGCGAAGGAAGUUGUCUCCUUUGCAGCAUUUGCCCAUUAUAAGUUGGAGCGAACCGUUGUAUUGUAUUUGUAAUAAUAUGAAGUUAGUCGACUGAACUUGACACUCCCGAUGAAUUGAGUGAGUGCGAAAGUUCUAAAAAUAUUGUAAUUUCACAGUUCAAAUUUAGCGAGCAAAACUUUUAACUGCUCAUCGGUAGUUAAACCGUUUGAAUCAAUCAUAUACCCAUAGUAGACAUUUAAGUGACUGCAAAAAUAAAAAUUUUACGUGAACAAACAAAAAAACAACAAGUUAAAGGAAUUGAUAACCUUGGAUUCGCUAUACAGUCUAAUUUUCCUACUGCGAGUUUCACUUCAAACGCAUAGAUUAUUUUAACCAAUAUUGAAUACUGAACCUUGAAAACAAAAACAAAACAUCCAUCGGAACAUGUUAAAUUUAGUUUUCUUACAUUUAGACAAAAUCCGUGAAGAACUCACAGGUUAUUUGUACCAACUUUUUACGUACUACCUGUUACCAGAUCUGUUUCAUAGUUAUUUGAUCAAUCUCUUUUGUGAACUAUUAUUAUUAUUUCAAAUUAAAUUGCUUUAAACUUUAUGUAUUCUGAAUAUACCUGUUUCGUUUCUCAGAAGUGGUACUUAUUUUCAUCUGCGCGGAACUGUUUUUUUUUUGUAAUGAUUUGAUUCGAAUCUCACCUAUGACGCAACAUAAAGUUUGAAGCAAAAUCGAACCAUUUUUUUUUAAAUUGAAACCCAUUACCUAGAAACGUUCGGGUAACGUUCUACUUGCAAAAAAAAAAAAAGAAUACUCUACUUUGUCUGUGCUUCCUUCCUUGAAGUUAAACUUACACCACUGUUUACUCUUAGUCUUAAUGUUUUUAAUAUUAUUUUAAUAGGCUGAAGCAAGUGAUGAAUGUAAAAUGAAAAAAAAAAUCGUUUUAUUUUAUUUCUUCUACUUGAGUCUGCGUUUUUACGAAAAAAAAAAGCAUCACGAUCAAUCUGUAUUAUUGUUACGAAACAUAACAUUCCUUAGUAGCCUGACCUUUGUUUAUACCUACUUUAAGUUUCUGCGGAAAUAAAAUUCAUUUUCUUUAUUUUAGUUGA
Messenger RNA from Malaya genurostris, 4993 nucleotides. RefSeq names its product serine/threonine-protein kinase D1 (gene PKD). The transcript is spliced from 9 exons. Gene Ontology annotation, biological process: protein phosphorylation. The record is from RefSeq and is a predicted model, not a curated record. Lineage: Eukaryota; Metazoa; Arthropoda; Insecta; Diptera; Culicidae. Gene Ontology annotation, molecular function: protein serine/threonine kinase activity; ATP binding. The coding region runs from base 1090 to 3666 and encodes 858 amino acids.